Molecule: messenger RNA, 3358 nt
Organism: Anopheles gambiae (African malaria mosquito)
Lineage: Eukaryota; Metazoa; Arthropoda; Insecta; Diptera; Culicidae
Gene: MetRS
Product: methionine--tRNA ligase, cytoplasmic
Exons: 4
Coding region: 198-3197 (999 amino acids)
Biological process (GO): methionyl-tRNA aminoacylation
Cellular component (GO): cytosol; aminoacyl-tRNA synthetase multienzyme complex
Molecular function (GO): ATP binding; methionine-tRNA ligase activity
Source: RefSeq, a predicted model, not a curated record
CGUACCGCAACUGCCUCGUGUUAUGACAGCUAAGUAUCCCUCUCUCCCGCUCUCUACAUCCUCUUCCACAACCAAAUCAGUUGGAUUUUCUUGGCUGGGAUUUUCUAUUUCAUUUUCGGAAUUCCCUAUACAAACGGACACUUCACGUGGAUAAAUCCUCUGCUCCAACUUCGUUCCAAGAAUAGUGCAUUUGCGACAUGAUUAUCUACACCAACACCGGAAACCCUUUCGGGUUGAAGCUGCUGAUUUGUGCAAAUUUGGCGAAAACCAACGUGGAGGUUAAGCAUGUUACGCUAAAUGAUCCCGCCCUCGGUGAUAUGAAGCAUCUCCCUAUACUUCAGCUGAACAGUGGCGUGCAGCUGUUUUCCACCGAUGUGGCCGCCAAGUAUCUCCUGCCGGGUGACGAUGCGUCCAAAGUGGUGCAGCGAGACGAGUGGCUCGAAUGGUCCUCGAAACGGCUUGCGCCCGCACUGACCCACAACAUGGCCGUUGGUUCGCGGGCCGAUCCGAACACAAAGCCCAUCCUGAACACGCUGGUAAAGAUGCUGGACGAUUGUCUAAGCAAUAGUACGUUCUUGACGGGCGAUAAAAUCAGCAGCGCCGAUGUGGCCGUAUGGAGCUUGCUUGCGCCCGACGGCACACUGAAGGGCGCGGUCAACAUUGACAAUGUGCUUCGCUGGUACCGUCAGAUUACGGCCCUGCCCGAGGUACAGUCGGCCCUGGCCGCACUUCCGCUGAAGGAGCUCAGUUUCGCAUCGCUGCAGCAUAGCAAUCGGUUCGGUGGAUUGCAUCACAUUGUCCUCAAUCCGGAGAUUGCCGAUUUCGAGGGAGAACUGCUGGCGGACACGUCCGCCAACAUUGCCGAGACGGUGCAGCGGGAAGAGAUUGAGGCGGCCCGGGCAGCGUUCGGCGAGACGGACGAUCGGGCCGUGCGCGAUGAGCCGCGAAUCGUGCUGCCAAAGCCGGGCCAGAAGAACAAUCUCAUCACGUCCGCCCUGCCGUACGUGAACAAUGUGCCGCAUCUGGGCAACAUCGUCGGCUGCGUACUGUCGGCGGACAUUUUUGCCCGCUACUCGCGCCUGUGCGGGUACAACACGCUCUACAUCGGCGGCACGGACGAGUACGGCACGGCAACGGAAACGAAGGCGCUGGCCGAGAAUAUGACUCCCCGCCAGAUCUGUGACAAGUAUUUCGAUAUUCACAAUUCCAUCUAUCGGUGGUUCGGCAUCGGGUUCGACUACUUUGGCCGCACGACCACGGCCGAGCAGACGCGCAUUGUGCAGGACAUCUUCAAGGAGCUGUACGCGAGCGGGUACAUCGAAACGCGCUCGGUCGAGCAGCUGCUCUGCCAGAAGUGUGAUCGCUAUCUGGCGGAUCGGUUCGUGGAAGGCACCUGCCCGCAUCCGGGCUGCGGAUAUGAGGACGCACGCGGCGACCAGUGCGACGGGUGCGGCAAGCUGGUGAAUGCGGUGGAGCUGCUACGACCACGGUGCAAGAUGUGCAACACGUCGCCGGUAAUUCGCGAAUCGAGCCAGUUCUUCCUCGAUCUGCCCAAGAUUGAGCCGACGCUGCGGGAGUGGGUGGACCGAUCGGAGGGCGGCUGGACGCACAAUGCGCGGGUGAUAACGCGAGCCUGGCUGAAGGAGGGCCUCAAAUCGCGCUGCAUUACGCGUGACCUCAAGUGGGGCAUUCCGGUGCCGCUCGAGGGGUACGAGAAGAAGGUUUUUUACGUGUGGUUCGAUGCCCCGAUCGGCUACAUCUCCAUCACGAGCCGGUACUGCAAGGAGUGGAAACAGUGGUGGCAGCCGGACACCGCCAACACGGGCGUGAAGGUCGACCUGUACCAGUUCAUGGCCAAGGACAACGUGCCGUUCCACUCGGUCAUGUUCCCGGCCUCGCUGCUGGCCGUCGACAAGGGCUACACGCUCGUGUCGCACGUCAUGGCCACCGAGUACCUGAACUACGAGGACGGCAAGUUUAGCAAGAGCCGCGGCAUUGGCGUGUUUGGCAACGAUGCGCAGGACACGGGCAUUCCGGCCGACGUGUGGCGCUUCUAUCUCGGUGCAGCGCGGCCCGAGGGCCAGGAUUCAUCGUUCAGCUGGAGCGAUCUGCAGGCGCGCAACAACAGCGAGCUGCUGAAGAACUUGGGCAACUUCUUCAACCGAGCGCUGGUGUUUUGCGAAAAGUUCUUCGACUCUACCAUCCCGCCGAUGACGCUGCUCGAGGAGGACUACACGCUGCUGGCGCUCAUCAACCGCGAGCUGAAGGGGUACGUGAACCAGAUGGAGAAGGCACGUAUGCGCGACGGCAUCCGGCAUCUGUUGCAGAUUUCGCGCUACGGCAACCAGCUCAUGCAGUCGGAGGAACCGUGGGUGAAGGUGAAGGGAACGGACGAUCAAAAGGCCCGCGCUGGCACCGUGAUUGGGUUGUGCUGCAAUUUCGCAUGUUUGUUGGCAACGCUUAUCUUCCCGUUCAUGCCUACGACGGCGAGAAACAUGUACAGCCAGCUGAAUGUCCGCGGCGGAUUCAUCAAUUCCGACAAACCGCUAAUUCGAACGCUUCUGCCAACGGGUCAUCGCAUUGGCAAACCGGCUGUUCUGUUUACCAAAAUCGAGGACGCCCGCAUCGAGGAACUGAAGCAAAAGUACGGCGGAGUGCAGCAAGACAAGGAUAAGAGCCCAGCCCCGGUGAAGGCGCCGCAGGGCUUUACCUCGCUGAAGGACGCCCAGAAGGCGGUGGACGAGCAGGCGGCUAAAGUGCGCAAAAUCAAAUCGAGUGGUGCCGAUCGGACCGUUUGGCAGCCGGAAGUAAACAUUUUGCUGGAGCUCAAGAAGCAGCUGCAAACGCUCAGCCAACCUCGUACCUCCGAAAGUGCCGCUACGGCCGCUCCGGGCGAGAAACCUGCCAAACAGGCACCGAAACAGGCACCGAAACCGGCGACGGGUGGUGCUGCCGUCUCUACGCCACCGGCAACCAACACAACGGCGGCCGAUCCGUCGGAUGUGAAAGCGUUAGAGGAGGAGAUUGCGCAGCAAGGCAACAAGGUGCGCAAGCUGAAAGAAGCCAACUCGGACAAGUCGGUCUGGCAGCCGGAGGUUUCGCUGCUGCUCUCGCUCAAGCAAAAGCUGGCCAGUCUAACUGGCGUUCCCGUGGCAGCACCUGCCGGCGGUGGAAAGAAGAAGGGCAACAAGAAGUAAAGUGGGGUCAAGAAGAGUUCGCCAUUCGCUGAGCGCCACGUGCCCGAGGCAUCCACAGUUUAAAGCUGGCAUUCUGAUGAAAAGUCAUACUACAGAACAGUUUGAAUCAUCGAUCAUUACACACCUUUUGGCAAUAAACGUUAUUUAAUAGCAACUUAAAA